UUCAGUCGCCCGCACUUGCAAAUGGCGUCAUUAAUACGGGUGUCCGCGCACAAACUAAAACAGGCGAAAUGACUUAAAAAAAACGUUAAAUAACACAAAAGUGCUAUCCAAAAGUGAAGUGUUCGCAAUUUACGGGCACACCAAAGUUAAUCCAGUAUUCAAAAGAAAACCCGAGACCUUCUAGUCUGACGUAGUUUCUACUUAGUAUCGUACUUAAAUAUACUUCUAUUCAUAUACAAAAAUAUUUAGUAUACAAUUAAAUUUUUAAUAAUAAUAGUAAUUAAAAAAAAAAAACUGUGAUAUAAUUAUUUAGUGGAGAGUGCAAUAGGAAUGUGCAAUUCCGUUUAUACACCGCAUAACGUGAGCGGUUAGUGCUAAAUGCUUUAGUGUAUUCCGGUCGAGGUGAUUCCGUGAUGGCGCUGCAACCCCAGCAGUUUUGCGUCCGUUGGAAUUCUUAUCACACUAAUCUACAGGCCGUUUUCCCGCGCCUGUUACUGACCGAACAAUUCGCUGACGUCACGUUAGCGUGCGAAUCGCGUCAGCUACGAUGCCACAAGCUGGUCUUGUCAGCAUGCUCGGCGUACCUCGAGAGGCUAUUGCUGCAGAACCCCUGCGACCAUCCCAUCGUCCUGAUGCGGGACAUGAGGUUCAGUGAAAUGCAGGCACUAGUCGACUUUAUGUACAAAGGGGAAGUGAACGUGACCCAAGAGGAGCUGCCGAGCCUCCUGAAGUCAGCAGAGGCUCUGCAGAUCAGAGGUCUCUGCUCAAACGACAGUUCCGGUCUGACCGACAGCAAACCCGAGACGAAGGACUUCACCGUCGCCAGCGACGCCCUCGUCGCGAACGCACAGAAGGACAACCCCACUACCAAUGGACCGAGUCAAGCGCCUAAGUCGAUACCCCAGUCAUCUCCCAACGGACCUAAGAAACGGAAAUCUGAAGACCUGGCUGCUGAUGUGAAGGAGGAAACCGUCGAGGAAGACGGACUGUAUUACGGCGAAAUGGAUAACGACCCCAUGGAAUACAACGAGGACGACGAACCAGGGAAACCGGGCAGCAGUCUCGGUCAGCCAUCAGGGAGCCGCCACGACUACGUGCGCGUGAAGCCGGAGAGCGAAUUGUUCUUUCAAAACAAACUGCAGAAUUUAGCGAAAGCCAAUUCCGAAUACAUCAACAGGCUAUCCAAAAUGAACGCUGUGGAAAUAAAAAAUGAAUUUUCCAAAUACGGGCUCAAUACGAACGCCACAGAAGAAUAUUUACAGCAGAAGAACGCAGAGAAAGCAGAGAAUGACUAUUACAAAUCAUGGUUGGAGCAAAAUGGCGAGCUUGAAGUGUCUCUCCUGAGAGCGAGCCAAGUGAAGAAGUCGAAGAUCGAGCAGAAACCGCAAAAAUCCGAGGUGGAACUGAUCCCCAAAAGUGUUGUCAACAAAGAGAUUUACCGGAAAAUCGGGGAAAAAGCGCAGAUCAGACGAAGGGGCAGGCCGCCUAUUUUCAAAGAUAAAAACGUUGAUAUAGGCGACACGGUGCUCAAGUCUGACCUGGAUCAGUUCUUGGAGGGCAAAGAGAUCAGUUCCUCGGGCUUGUCGCGUAAAGACCUGGAGAGGGUCAUGAUGGGGAAAUUCAAUCCUAAUAGGAGGUACUCGAACGAGGCCAUGUGGGCAGCCCUGAUGGAUGUCAAGAAGGGCGGGAGUAUUUACAGGGCCGCCCAAACUCAUAAAGUGCCCAGAAAAUCGCUGCGUAACUGGAUGAAGCGCUGCCACAUCAAGUCGUCCUUCCCGAUGCCGCAGCAACUGAAGCAGUUCGUCGAGAAUAGCAAGCGUCAGAAGGAGUAUAAGCAUUACGAGUGCCUCAAUGCGGGCGACCCUCAGCCUCAGGACAAGAGCGAGAACGAAACCGAACUGGACUUCGGCAAGCAUUUCCUGUCGUUCGCGAAUAAUGUUUCCAGCGAGGACGAAGCCCCCAAAACUGGGGAGAAAUCUCCCGAAUUAAAGGGUGACUGCGAUGGCAAUACCGUCCUUGAUAUGUCAUUGCAUGAAUAGUUUGUCUUGUGUUGCCAUACUGCGGUUUGUGGAAUGAAGACGCUGAAUGUUUUGCGCGGUGCUAUUCUGAUUUAAAUUAAGAAAACCAAGCCUCUUAUCUUAUAAUAAUAAAUAAUCAUUGUGUCUAAUAAAAUAAAACACUAAAAAUUUUAAAUUUGUCUAUGCGCCGAUGACUGGGCGUAUUCUAAGUCCACUCUAAUUUGUACCGUCAAACAAAUUAUAAAUACAAGUGUAUUAGUAGAAAAUUCGCAGUAUGGAAACGUGUUCUGAAAAUUAAUAAUACAAAAUGACUGUAAUUUAUAUAUUAAAAUUAAUAUCUAAUUAUAUAGAAAAAUAAAAAAUGUGGCCUGUCGUUUGUAUACGAAGAUAUAUAACUGCCAAAGAAAUAAGCAAAGAUAUUUAAUAUAUUUAACGAAUGUAUUUUAAACAAACGAUUUUCCCAAAGAAAUUAUAAAUUAUUGAUAAUGUUGCAAUAGAAUCCAAAGAGUUUUAAAAUUACGGGGAAAAAAACGUGUUUCGUGGUAACAUUUCGUAAUGUUGCCAUUGAAAAAAAAGUAUGUUUAAAUUUGAUUAUUUAUUCUUUAAUUAUUGAUACUUAAUGUUGUAACGUAUUUCUUUUACUUAUUAAUGUUAGUUAUACAUAUUUAUAAAUAAGUGUGUUUUAAUAGAUUUGACGAAAAUCGAAUUAAAAUUACUUUUACACUGACAUUGUCAUUGAGACGCCGGAAAAAUCGUGCAAAUUUUAUGCAGAAAUCUGCCCUCCAUUGACACUAUAGUUAACACAUUUGGAUUCGCUUCAAUAAUUGUGCGAUUGAAAGUUUUCAUGGAUGGGCACCAAGCUUUCAAGUGAAACUUCUGCGUAAUACGUGUCCGUUAACGUUCUCGAUAGCGUUAAAGUUAAAUCAAAUUUGUAUGGAGUUGCAACAGCGCCCCUAGCGGCAAACGCAGGCAAACUUUCUAACUCCAUACAAAUUUGAGUUAACUUUAACGCGGUCGAGAAGUUAAAAAACUAAGCACACAGAAGGGAGACUGUUGAAUCAAAAUGAACCUCCCAAGAUUUAUGGGAAACCACAGAACUCUACUGAGAGAGCAACCGUCACUUAUAGCCAUAACCCAGCUCCACACGUAUGACGUCACGUACUGUGACCCACUAAGAAAUGCAGUGACUUGUUAAAAUAUCAUUUUCGUCAAAUUUGUUAUUAAAAAAAAAAA
This is a messenger RNA of Bombyx mandarina (wild silkworm), 3251 nucleotides long. RefSeq lists its product as uncharacterized. Gene Ontology annotation, molecular function: protein binding. Gene Ontology annotation, biological process: regulation of transcription by RNA polymerase II. NCBI's taxonomy places the organism in Eukaryota, Metazoa, Arthropoda, Insecta, Lepidoptera, Bombycidae. Gene Ontology annotation, cellular component: nucleus. The record is from RefSeq and is a predicted model, not a curated record.